UUGAUUUAGCUCUUCUGUGCCAACACACCAGUUUGAUGCAUUACUGCUAAAAAAAAAGGCGCAAAGACUGUACCAACUAGUUAGGCUAGCCAGGAAACGUUUCCCAAAUCAGGCUAUGCUUAAAUAGCAGACUAGUUCAGCGUGAGGCUAUGCAUUUAACUAGAGAUCUACCUGUAAUGAAUGCGGUGUUGCGGGAGCAGGGAACCAGGCGCAGGCAGAGGUAGUCGGUGUUGAUUUUUUAAAUUUAAACAAAAGUAACACUGAGCACAAAAACAACGAAAGAAAAGGCGGACUUCAGCAGCAAAACGAAUGCAAUCAACGAUAUAAGACACCAAACUCAGGAUGCCGUACAUCACAGAUAUUGAUGUUUCCAUUUAUCCUCAUCAGGAGCAAGCCCUAACGAACAAAGGUUUCAAAAUAAUCAAUGUUGAUCUGAACAAAGGCACUAGCGGAAACCAUAUUUACCUCUGGUACAAGGAGGGCAGCAGCAAUCCCAUCACCAGAUUGCAGGUUACAUUCAAAGAUGACAUGCAAAAUGGUUUGAGGAAUGCAGGUUACCGUAAGGUGGAUAGAGACCUCAACGCUGGGGCUGGAGGAGAUGAAAUCUUUCUCUGGUACUACAAAGGUACAACUGAGUAUGACAACCCUAUAGUGGAUCUUAAGGUCACCUCAAAUGCAACAGAUGAAGCCCAAUAUUACCAGAAUGGCUGGGAACGACUGACGUGUGACCUGAAUCGCGAAGCUAAAGGCAAGUUGAUCCGUGUUUGGGUGAAGAAAGAAAAGAAAAUGUACAUCUCUGACAUCAAGGCAACUACCACUUUUGCAUUUGAUCACGAGUAUUUUUCCCAGGGCUACACCCGUGUGGAUGAAGAUGUGAAUCGAGCUGCAGGAGAAGCCUUUGUCUUUCUUUGGUAUCGUCAGUCCCAAACAUAUUACCAAACCAUCAAUCUCCUGGAUGUCUCCACUAACCGCGAGGAAGAGGAAAGCCUUCAGAUACAGGGUUAUACCGCUGUUGGUGUUAAUCUCAAUGAAGGAACACGAGGCCCCCGGAUAAAUGCCUGGUACAAGAAGGGUUCAGACCGUCCCAUCCAGACCUUCACUGUAAUAUUUCAACAUGAAAUGAGUCCUUAUGCGCAGGCUGGCAUCCAAGUCAUUGAAAAAAAUCUGAAUACAGGCAACAAAGGCACCCCCUUGUACCUGGCAUACCAAUGAGAUCAGGGGUUUCAUUUUCUGUAUUCCAUGUGCUCAGUAUACCUGUCAAAUUAGCGUAGCAUCACAUAGCUUAGAACAAGAUAGCACAACAACACAAAUACCAUGUAACAUGUUAAAGAAAACCUGUGGAUCAAGUCAGUUUAACACAGUCUUCAUGCAUUUUUUACAUUUAAUCUUCUAAUCAGAUUGUAUUUGAGAUAUCUAUAUUGUUGUUGUUGUUACUCCUUAUGCCUUUUGUGAUAUGGGUCAACAUGAAUUACUUUGCUUACAAAUAAAAAAAAAAGUUCCAUAUCAAUAA
Messenger RNA from Esox lucius (northern pike), 1510 nucleotides. RefSeq lists its product as uncharacterized. The coding region runs from base 343 to 1212 and encodes 289 amino acids. Lineage: Eukaryota; Metazoa; Chordata; Actinopteri; Esociformes; Esocidae. The record is from RefSeq and is a predicted model, not a curated record. The transcript has 2 exons.